This is a messenger RNA of Oryza sativa Japonica Group (Japanese rice), 856 nucleotides long. RefSeq names its product pistil-specific extensin-like protein. Lineage: Eukaryota; Viridiplantae; Streptophyta; Magnoliopsida; Poales; Poaceae. The record is from RefSeq and is a predicted model, not a curated record.
AUUUGCACCUGAUUAGUGAUCAUCACCUCUCACAAGCAGUCAUCUAACCACACUUAUCAUCAUCCCUCCAGUCGAUCCAGACCGAGGCAGGCGUACGUGAGAUGGCGUGGAGGAGGACGUUGCUCGCGCUGGUGGCCGUCGCGGCGGCGGCGGCGGCGGCGACGCGCGCCGAUGCGUGGCACAACUACGGCGCGGCCAAGUUCACGGUGACCGGCUCGGUGCUGUGCCAGGACUGCACCAAGAGCUGGAACGCCUACGCCUACAACGCCAAGCCCAUUCCAGGGAGCAUGGUGGGCAUCACCUGCCUAGACAAGGAGACGGGAAGGACGGUGUACCACGGGACAGACAAGACGGAUGACAAGGGUAUGUUCAAUAUUGAGGUGCCAUACACUGUCGGCAGCGCCCACCUCCACCCAUCAGCAUGCCUCGUCCGCCUCGCCUCCUCCGGGGACCACGGUUGCGCCGUCUUCACCAACUUCAAUGGCGGUAAGACUGGCGAGCGGCCGUGCCGCCCCUCCCAUGUCUACCCCGGAAGGGUCACCUACUCCGCCGGCCCCUUCUACUUCACCCUGUCCCAGUGUGACGUUAAGGACGGUGCCACCUACUGAUCGACCGUCUUUUGAUCUUUUCAGUAGCAGGCCUAUAAAUUAAGUUUUUUCCGUUAUAUGAUAUCCAAUGGUUUUGAGAACGCGCAGAAAUAAUUCCGUUGGUUGUUAGUGUGUUGUUUGGCCUUUGUAAACGGCGAUGGACUGAUGGUGUGUCUGUGAUAUGCAAUAGUACUUUUGAGCUAAUAUUGUCGGAUUGUGAGUUUCUGAUUAUACUUUGUUUUAUUCCAACCUAAAGCUCUAUGAAUCUC